AUGGGUGUUUCUGACAUUGUUAAUCGCCAUAAUGUGCGCAUAUGGGGAUCUGAAAACCCCCAUGAAUACCGUGAAAGACAAAGGGAUUCCCCAAAGACUUGCAAAGAGUUUUGUUUGUUUAUUGAUUGUGUCGGGCCAGUUGUUACUCAAUUUGGUAAGAGAUUGAUCACCUCUGCUAAUACUAACAAUGACAACUUAUCUUUGCACAUUAGACAGCAAAAUUCUCAAAAUGUUAAGGCACGACAAGUCACAAAAUAUUGGUAUGAAGAAAUCAAAUCAUACAAUUUCUUUCAAGAUCCCAGUUUGCUUCAUACUAGAGCAGGUCAUUUUACUCAAAUGGUCUGGCGAAGCAGUACAGAUUUUGGCGUUGGAAAAGCCAAAUCGAGAUGUGGUAAAGUCAUUGUUGUGGCUAACUACAAACCUGCUGGCAAUGUAAUUGGCGAGUUUCAGGACAACGUAUUCCCUCCAGUGAAUGAUAUGGAUAUCUUGAAUGAGAUUUGAUGUAAACAUGCACUUUUCUUGCCGUGAUAUGGAAGGUAAAAGUAACGAAAACAAACCAAGAACAAACCAUUGCAACGAGUUCUUUCCUGAAAGGAAUUUUUCCAAUAACUGCAUAAAGAAAUCCUUGUGCUUAAUAAUAAGUGCUAAAGUGUGCUUCCAGACAAAUUAAUUAAUAUUUUCAUUUGAAGAUUAUUUUGAAAAUAUUAGUUUACUGAAGAUCAAAAAUAUGGUUUAUAAUGUAUGUAAAUGAUUAUUAUUAUUUUAAAUCUUAAAAGAAAUUUUUAAAUUAUUUAUGAUAGGGGUGCAAAACUUGUGUCUCGGUUGUCAAAUGAACUGUCAACGCCCGUCCGCUUAUUUUCCAACCAAAAAUUGAUGGAAAAAAAUAUAAGAAGUUUUAUUACCGAGCUAAAAUUAACCUAAAAUUAAACUUUUAACCUAAGACAUAAAAUUACACUUUAAACAUACUAAUUCGAAUUCAGUAUUAAAACUUUCGACAUUUUUUGAAGAAAACUAUUCUUUAAACUUUAAUACAAAAACUGAAUAAGUGCUCAUUUAAAAAUUAAAGAUGCAAAUUAAUAAUUACACAGUAAAAA
Molecule: messenger RNA, 1094 nt
Organism: Parasteatoda tepidariorum (common house spider)
Lineage: Eukaryota; Metazoa; Arthropoda; Arachnida; Araneae; Theridiidae
Source: RefSeq, a predicted model, not a curated record